UCUUACAUCAGAAUCUCAAAAGUGCUUGUUUGUCAAAAUAUUUCUACGAUGUUGACAGUGACAAUGUAGUUAAACUUUGCAAUACAAAAUGACAUUUUUUGAUAUUUUAACGAGAGUCAAAGCAUAGUUUAUCAAAGCCAUGAGCGAAAUUUUAGCAAUAGAGAGUGCACCAGCGGACUUGAGCAGUGAUGAUGAUGAAGAACUUGGAUCCAUUUUCUCUGAUCCUGAUGACGAGGAAUUGUCACCACGACGUCGGGGAUUGUCCUGUGGAAUGGUCAGCAAGUCCAAGAGUGACUCCUUCUGUGACUGUCUGAAGAAAAAGAGAGAAAAAUUCUGUGUAUGCGGAGAGGAAAAUACAAAAUUUGAGUGGGUAUGGGAUGAUGAAUCCAAGUCAGCAGCGAGCUGUAUUAAGGAUGAUUCCCGAGAAGUGAUGUUUCAUAUCGACUACAGCUGUGGGACUGCUGCAGUCCGCGGAACAAUGCCUAUGAAGAAUGAUCAGUACUUCUGGGAAAUAAAGAUGACAACACCAGUUUAUGGGACUGAUAUGAUGAUUGGGGUGUGUACCGGUGACCUUGACCUGAACCACUGCCGACACAUAUUCUGCAGCAUGAUUGGUUUAGACAGUAAUUCCUGGGGGAUGUCUUACUCUGGACAAAUCCAACACAAACAAAUAAAGGAGUCAUAUUCCAGCAAGUUUGGCCAGGGAGCCAUCAUAGGAGUUCAUCUUGACAUGUGGCAUGGAACAUUAUCAUUUUACAGAAAUAGAAAACCAUUAGGAGUAGCUUACCAUGGACUUCAGGGUCGCAUUCUGUAUCCUAUUGUGUCGUCCACAGCCGCCAGGAGUGGGAUGAAAGUGAUCAGUAACAGUUCAUUCCCCACCUCCCUACAAUUCAUGUGUUGUCAAAUUAUGCGUAAAGUCAUACCCUCCCAUUUAGAUGUUCUUAAAGAGGUUGGCCUUCCCCCGGGGUUGAGGGGCUUCCUGGAGAACAAUGUCCGAUGGCUCCUCAAGCCUUGUCCGGCACAGAGUGCUAACAAAGAGAAACCUAAAAAGAGGCCUGCGGAGGAUUCAGACUCCGAGGAAAAACCCAAUACAAGUACAAAAAGGUUAAAGGUCUGAUGAGGGAACCACUAUUGUUUUAUUCAGAAACUUCCAACAUUUUCUGUGGAGCUAACCGAGAAAGAAAGGCAUACUAUUGAGAAAAUCUUAACAAAGUAGUUGUGCAAAGAUUUCCUUAUUUGAAUUGGGACUCAAAGACAUUUAAAACUCAACAUGUCAUUUGAAAUUUUUGUUCAUUUUAAACAUUGUCAUUGUCCAUAUCAAAAUGUUUUGUUGCACUGUGUUAAUGUAUGUGGCACUUGUUUGUAUGAGGCAGUCUUCAGGGGCUAGCUGCUAUCUUAGUGUGAACCUUAAUUUAAAGGUUUUUAAAAACCCUCGCAACAUUGUGCCAUUUGCAAUUAUUUCCCAAACAAUUGCAUGUCAAAACUUUUAAUAUACAUGUACUUACUGUAUUUUAUCUUCUAUAAUUGUAUGUUAUACAACUAUACAAAAAAAACUUUUUUCAUGUUAAGCUUCAAGUUUUCUAGUACUGUUCAGGCACAUAUACAAUCAGCUUGAUAUUUCUAUCAACACCUAUUUCAGUGCAACUUCAUAUUUUUUUGUUAUACAUUUUCUACAUGCAGAGAUCUAAUUAGAUGUAUGUGUAAUAUACAUGUGUUAUUGUCAUUAUAAAUACAAGGUGGAAAAUGAUGUCUCCUAGCAUUUUUUUAAUUGCAUUUUCAGAAUUUGUUAACUGGAUUUUUUCAUAUGUCAGACAUUCUUUUUCCGAUCAUUACUUACUGGUACAUGUAAUUGUAGUUUUUGACCAUAUGAUCAUGGUAUAAAAGAUGUAUCUACUUUGUUGCAAUCAGUGCUACAUUUUACAAAUAUUUUUUAGUUAAAUAAAAAUCUAUUAAAUUUUACAUCAAAACUA
Saccostrea cuccullata (small rock oyster) is the source of this 1970-nucleotide messenger RNA. Its product is annotated as SPRY domain-containing SOCS box protein 3-like. Bases 140 to 1117 code for a protein of 325 amino acids. Gene Ontology annotation, molecular function: protein binding. The transcript has 4 exons. Gene Ontology annotation, biological process: proteasome-mediated ubiquitin-dependent protein catabolic process. Gene Ontology annotation, cellular component: SCF ubiquitin ligase complex. The record is from RefSeq and is a predicted model, not a curated record. NCBI's taxonomy places the organism in Eukaryota, Metazoa, Mollusca, Bivalvia, Ostreida, Ostreidae.